Coregonus clupeaformis (lake whitefish) is the source of this 1479-nucleotide messenger RNA. It is a transcript of the gene opn4.1, whose product is annotated as opsin 4.1. The record is from RefSeq and is a predicted model, not a curated record. NCBI's taxonomy places the organism in Eukaryota, Metazoa, Chordata, Actinopteri, Salmoniformes, Salmonidae. Gene Ontology annotation, biological process: G protein-coupled receptor signaling pathway; visual perception. Gene Ontology annotation, molecular function: G protein-coupled receptor activity. Gene Ontology annotation, cellular component: membrane.
AAUUCGACCAGAAAAGGGGCCUUUUGCCCACCGGGGGAGCUCAACUGCACAGGGGUUUUUAAGGAGCACCUCUCAACCUCCAGGAACUAUAAACUUGAUAAUGUGCCCGGCCAUGGGCCAACCCACCUGCCCUUCCACCCGGAGCCACCGCAUCCCGUUUCCGACCAUACGCACCACAUCAUCGGCACGGUCAUCCUCAUGGUGGGCAUCACGGGCAUGCUGGGUAACGCUCUGGUCAUCUAUGCCUUCUGCCGCAGCCGCACCCUCCACACACCGGGCAACCUGUUCGUGGUCAACCUGGCCGUCGCCGACUUCUUUACGUCGCUGACCCAGUCCCCCGUCUUCUUCGUGGCCUCGCUGCACCGCCGCUGGGUGUUCGGCGAGCGCGCCUGUGAGCUCUGUGCCUUCUGCGGCGCCCUCUUCGGCAUGUUCUCCAUGAUGACGCUGACAGCCAUCGCCGUUGACCGCUGCCUGGCCAUCACCGGGCCGCUGGCCUCGCUGGGCAGCAUGAACCGGCGGUGGGUCAUAGUCAUGUUGAUAGCCUGUUGGCUCUGGAGCCUGGGCCUGGGGUGGAGCCUGGGGUGGAGCCUGGGGUGGAGCGCCUACGUGCCCGAGGGCCUGCAGACGUCGUGCAGCUGGGACUACACCAUCUUCCUCUUCACCUUCGUCUUCUUAAUCCCGCUAGGGGUGAUCGGCGGCUGCUACAUAGCCAUCUUACGCGCCAUCCGCCGGGCAGGCCGAGAUGUGCGGUGGCUGGACUGCGGCGAGAAGUACAAGGCGUAUGAGCGGCUGUGCGGCGAGUGGCGCAUGGCCAAAGUGGCGCUGGUGGUCAUCCUGCUCUUCGUCGUGUCUUGGUCCCCCUACUCGGUGGUGGCGCUGGUCGCCACGGCAGGCUAUGCCCACCUGCUGACGCCCUACAUGAACUCAGUGCCCGACAUCAUCGCCAAGGCCUCGGCCAUCCACAACCCCAUCAUCUACGCCAUCACGCACCCCAAGUACCGCAUCGCAAUCGCCCGCUACGUGCCCGCGCUACGCUCGCUGCUGCGUGUGGGCGACAAGGACCUGCGUUCAUCCUUCAGCUCCAACAGUGACGCCUCCCUUAGCUCUCGACGGCCCACCCUCACCAGCCAGUGCACCCUGGGUACGGGUGUGGGUGCGGGAGCGGGCAUGGUCGCCGGUGCACGUGCCAACGAACGCCUCUCGUCAGCCUCCGACACAGACUCGUGCUGGAUUGAGAGUGAGGCCAACGGCUCCAGCAUCAACUCACUGCCCUUCGACCGACGUGUCUCCACGGAGAUCGCCACAGAUACGGUCAUCCCCAAUCAGCAGUCAGCAGGCGUGGUAGCCGGGCAUAAAGCGGGAGUGUUGUCUGACAGCCUCAGGGUUAGCAGCAUUUCAAGCACCUCAAUGGUGUUUGAAGGAGAUGUGCUUGAUGCAGGCCCAUCUGAUGGUAAUGAUCUCCUGCUCCCUGGUAACUGA